Molecule: messenger RNA, 1078 nt
Organism: Tripterygium wilfordii
Lineage: Eukaryota; Viridiplantae; Streptophyta; Magnoliopsida; Celastrales; Celastraceae
Product: peroxisomal membrane protein PMP22-like
Exons: 7
Coding region: 265-834 (189 amino acids)
Cellular component (GO): cytoplasm; membrane
Source: RefSeq, a predicted model, not a curated record
GAAUAACAAAGCAGAGCAGCAUAUGCAAAAAAUUGAUUCUCUUGAGAAAUCAUUGAAUAAUCCGCCACACUAUUUUCUUUUAACGGGAUCUGCCCUAUGGUCACCUACCCACAUCACCUUCCUAAUUUUUGUAGCUACUUCUGAGAUAUUUUAUAAGGAACAAAUCGAGGAAACAGAGUUUUAUACUGUACCAAGAGCACCCCAGUAGGAAAAGGUCUUGACUUUCUUUCUGUCUCUCAGAAUUCGGAUUUUGGGUAAGGAAACAUGGGAUCGAUCGCAAAGCAAGGAAUGAAGAAGUUCAUGUUGCAACUUCAGCAACAUCCCCUGAGAACAAAGGCGAUUAUGGCAGCUGCGGUAUCAGCAAUCAGUGACAUAGUUUCACAGAAGCUCUCUGGCAUACAGAAACUUCAACUGAGACGUGUGCUACUCAAAGUGAUUUUAGGUUUUGCUUAUCUUGGACCUUUCGGGCAUUUCCUGCAUAUGCAACUGGAGAAAAUUUUCAAGGGGAAGAAGGACACUAAAACAGUAGCCAAGAAGGUUUUUGUGGAGCAAAUCACAUCUGCUCCUUUGAACAACCUGCUUUUCAUGAUUUACCUGGGUGCGGUUAUUGAGAGAAGGCCUUGGAUGGAUGUGAAAGCUAAAAUCAAGAAGGAAUACCCAACAGUGAUGGUUACAUCAUGGACGUUCUGGCCAGUUGUGGGUUUUAUAAACCAUAUGUACAUGCCGCUGCAGUUCCGUGUAGUUUUCCAGAUUUUUGUGUCAUUUUUCUGGGGAAUAUUUCUGAAUCUGCGAGCGAAAUCAACGAGAUUGACUAACUCAGGGAAGGCCAAAUAAACUAAAGAAAUCAAGGGUAUGACUCAAGUGAUUGAUCGAACUCAUUUUUUUUGGGGCUUGCACCUUGUCCCUAUUGGUGUUGUAUCAUGGAAUAACAUUUAAGUCUUGGAUCUGUUUUCCAUGUACAAUUGAAUUGAUCAAUAAGGUGGUUUGUAUCUACAGUAUUGUUAUCUCGGGUGUGCUGGGGUGCAUGUGAAUCAUGGAUUUAGGAUUUGCUGAAUCUGGUUAUCUUUUGUUCUAUUCA